GUGCCACGCCGAGCUGAGCUGUCAAUUCUAUUUGUCUUGUCGGCGGCCGGGCAGAGGCAAAAAUCGAUUUAUUCAUAGGUUGCCGGUGAUGUUCUAUUAAAUUUACAUCUAUUUGUGGGAUUUUGUGAAAAAGCAACGACGCUUGAAUAAAAGGAAACAUAAAAGAUGACGGCGGAGACCCAGAAUAAAGCGAAGCUGUUUCGGCUUUCGUCGGACAAACAACUAACAUUUAUUAAAUUAGCUGUUUUAUCAAUGGCAGCUAUUUUAUCAUUUGCAACCCGUCUUUUCUCUGUACUCCGAUUUGAAAGUGUGAUCCACGAGUUUGAUCCUUACUUCAACUACAGAACAACGCGCUACCUCACCCAGGAAGGCUUUUAUUCUUUCCACAACUGGUUUGACGAUCGAGCAUGGUACCCGUUGGGCCGCAUUAUUGGAGGCACCAUCUACCCUGGGCUGAUGGUGACCUCAGCGACCCUGUACAACAUUAUGCAGUUCCUGAACAUCACAAUAGACAUCAGGAAUGUGUGCGUGUUCCUCGCUCCAUUCUUCUCGUCGCUCACUACAAUAGUCACUUACCUCCUGACUAAGGAACUUAAAGACGAAGGGGCAGGCCUUGUUGCCGCUGCCAUGAUCGCCAUAGUGCCAGGCUACAUCAGCCGCUCGGUGGCCGGCAGCUACGACAACGAGGGCAUCGCCAUCUUCUGCAUGCUGCUCACAUACUACUUCUGGAUCAAGGCGGUCAACACCGGCACCAUUCUGUGGGCGACCAUGACAGCGCUCGCUUACUUCUACAUGGUGUCAUCAUGGGGCGGCUACGUGUUCCUGAUCAACCUGAUCCCGCUCCACGUGCUAGCUCUGAUGCUGCUCGGCCGGUUCUCGUGGCGCGUGUACGUGGCGUACAGCGCGCUGUACUGCGUCGGCACCAUCCUCUCCAUGCAGAUCCCGUUCGUGGGCUUCCAGCCGGUGCAGAGCUCCGAGCACAUGUUGGCCUUGGGCACCUUCGGCCUAUGCCAGCUAUACGCGUUCGCCCAGUACCUUCGCGCUCACUUGUCUCAGUCCAACUUUGAGAUUCUCUUCAAGGCGCUCCUCACCACGCUGCUGGCCACGCUGGGAACGGCCGCCGUGGUUCUCACCAUCACAGGAAAGAUAUCGCCAUGGACAGGAAGAUUUUAUUCUCUGCUAGAUCCGUCGUAUGCGAAAAACCACAUUCCAAUAAUUGCGUCCGUAUCGGAACAUCAGCCGACAUCGUGGUCGUCCUUCUACUUCGACCUGCAAGUGCUUGUGUUCCUGUUCCCCGCCGGCCUCUACUUCUGCUUCAGCAAGCUGACUGACGCCAACAUCUUCAUCAUCCUGUAUGGAGUGCUCAGCAUUUACUUUGCUGGAGUGAUGGUUCGUCUUAUGCUGGUCCUCGCGCCGGUGAUGUGCAUAGUAUCUGGCGUAGCCGCGUCUAGUUUGCUGUCUCAACAUGUGAAGAAUUUAGAGCCUACUAAAGUGGAGAAAUUGGAGAAGAAGAAGAAGCAUGACAACAAUUUAGUUUUUAGAACAGAGGUUGGCGCGAUGUUCGUAGUGGUGCUCGGCUGCCUGCUGACGUCGUACGUGUUCCACUGCACGUGGGUGACGUCGGAGGCGUACUCGUCGCCCUCCAUCGUGCUGUCGGCGCGCGCGCACGACGGCGCCAGGAUCAUCUUCGACGACUUCCGCGAGGCCUACACGUGGCUCAAGAUGAACACUGCCGAGGAUGCGAAAGUUAUGUCAUGGUGGGACUACGGCUACCAGAUAACGGCCAUGGCGAACCGAACCGUUAUAGUUGACAACAACACGUGGAACAAUACGCACAUUUCAAGAGUCGGUCAAGCGAUGGCGUCCACUGAAGACAAAGCGUAUGAGAUCAUGCGAGAACUGGACGUGGAUUACGUGCUGGUCAUAUUCGGAGGACUGGUUGGAUAUUCCUCUGAUGACAUCAACAAAUUCCUGUGGAUGGUCCGCAUCGGCGGCAGCACGGACCGCGGCGCGCACAUCAAGGAGGCGGACUACUACACGUCCGCCGGCGAGUUCCGCGUGGACGCCGACGGCUCCCACACGCUGCUCAACUGCCUCAUGUACAAGAUGAGCUACUACAAGUUUGGCCUGGUUUAUACUGAGGGCGGUCGCCCGCCUGGCUUCGACAGAGUUCGCGGCGCCGAGAUCGGGAACAAGGACUUCAAUUUGGACGUGCUGGAGGAGGCCUACACCACGGAGCACUGGCUCGUGCGCAUCUACAAGGUCAAGCCGCUGCCCAACCGCGGCGUCUGAGGGCCCCCCCCUUAUAGCAGAACUUCAAUAUGUGGUAAGAAAAGAGUACCGCGUUCGUGAAGCGAAGGUUCCAGUGAAUUUCAAAUUCCAAGUCCCAAAUAAAAUUGUCACAAAAUCAAAGAACUUUAUAAUAUAUCAUGCUUCCAGUUAACGCUACGCAUCGUAUCGGAACUGAAGGGUUAGUACCAGUUUUCUCGAUCAAACGCGUCGAGCAAUUAAACGCGAAUUUGUAUGUGAUUCGAUGAGCGCCACCUAGUGGUAAGCGAUGGCACUAAUACGACUCCAUACAAACUCGCGUUUACUUGCCCGGCGCGAUUGACCGAGUAAAAUUCGCACUAACCCCUCUGAUUGAAGUCAUUAAAUAUUAUACAAUAUAUUGGGCAUAAUCAUCGCAUUGGGCAUUUUGCCAAGUCUUCCACUAUAAAUGCUGACAUAUCAGAUACCUGAUUUGUAGAUUCAUUCAUUUGCUCAAUUUAUGGUAUGUUUAAUUUUAACCCACAAACAAAUAUCACCUUUGCAUAUUCAUCAAGGUAUAUUAAUGCGGUAUAUCUCAGCUAUUCAAUUAAAAACUUCCGAUAUGGUGCGUAGCAUUUAUUAUCGUGCUAACAAUUUACGUAAAAAUUGGACGUAAUUGUACGAAUAUAAUCAACAUGAUUUUGUUGACAUUCUGCCUAAUCAAGAAAAAUGAUUUCAAUAGAAAUAAACACCACCCAUUAAAAACUGCCUAUUAACCAAUUUUUCUGUUAAUUCCGAUCGCCGAUGUUUUUAAAGUGCAAUGAACCCAUUCUAUAUUUUUUAGUAAUAAGGAAGACUGUAAAGUCACAAAUUGUUCCAAUUUGUAAAUAUUGAAAGAUUAGUGUUAGGACUUCACAAAGCCCAAAUUAUUCUCAUUAAUAAAAAUAUUUUUUUAUUAAAUAAUUGUUUUUUUAAUAAGCAUGUAGAUUUUUUCGUUACAUUGAGAAACAUUGUUUUAAAAGGCAAUGAAAAUAUUGAACUAAGCUUUGUAAAAUUCAAUUUUAUUCACAUACUUUGUAUAAAAAAUCUCAAUUCGUUUUUUCGCCCUCGAAGUUGGUUU
Amyelois transitella is the source of this 3367-nucleotide messenger RNA. It is a transcript of the gene Stt3A, whose product is annotated as dolichyl-diphosphooligosaccharide--protein glycosyltransferase subunit STT3A. Gene Ontology annotation, biological process: post-translational protein modification. NCBI's taxonomy places the organism in Eukaryota, Metazoa, Arthropoda, Insecta, Lepidoptera, Pyralidae. The record is from RefSeq and is a predicted model, not a curated record. Gene Ontology annotation, cellular component: membrane. Bases 166 to 2292 code for a protein of 708 amino acids. Gene Ontology annotation, molecular function: dolichyl-diphosphooligosaccharide-protein glycotransferase activity. The transcript is spliced from 14 exons.